UCAGUACGCAGUGAAGGAGUCGACUUUUUUCGCCAAUAAAUUCCAACACAGAUGAGCAAUCAAUAAAAUAAAGCAAUCGCACAAUCAAGCCAUAAAUAUAAACAAAUAAAUAUGCCGGCUGUGGUGCGCAUAAAGCGUCGCAUUGACGAGGAGCCCCACUCGGCCUUUGUACUUAAUGGCAAACGCCGCCGUUUGCUUAACGAUGAAAAUGCGCCCGCUUCGACGACGACGACGACAGACAACAAAGAGGAAUCGAGUCAAGUAAUCCUCAAAUUUGCCGGCACGCUUGAAAAACAGGAUGACAGUGCGACUAAAAAGUUUGCGGCCGCCCGCCUCAACAAGGAGUCGGCCAAGGAGCUGUUGCGGCAAACGAAUGAUCCGGCAAUUGCCACAGCGCAGAGGCGCGACAAACAGCGACAGGAGGCGCAACAAACAGCGCGCGAGCAACGGUAUCGUGUGGUGAACUGUUUGCGCACAGCGCUCCACGAGGACGAGGAGGAAAAUGGAGGAGAAAACGGAGCAGCUGCUGCAAAUGCAGCUGGCAGCAGCAGCAACAUGAGCAACAGCAGCUGCCCACAACAACCGACUGAGAAGAAACAAAUAACAAUUGUGGACAUUGAGUCGCAACAGACGCAACAAACAGCGCCUCAGUCGCCAUUGGAGGCGCACCAACAGCCGGCAGAUUCGGAUAUUGGCUAUGUGUACGAUCUGUAUGUGCCGGAGAAUGAGACGCAGGCGGACUAUGUUGAUAUGUUGGACGACAACUAUUUAAGUCUGCGUCCGGUGGACGAGAUCGUUUUUGAGGACUGUUUCAAUGAUGGGGACGAGGAUUACGACUCCGAGGACUCCAAUCAGGAGAACUACUACGCAAACGAUUAUCCCGAUGACGAUGAGCCAGGUGCAAUGGGCUCGGACGACGAGCUCUGCCAGCAAAUGAAUAAAUUUAUGUUCGAUGAUGAUGAGGAUGAGUUCGCCAGCGGCUCGAGUGACGCCGAUGAUUACAACACAUUCCAGGAUCCGUAUAUUCACACAAUCGACACCGAGGCGGAUGACUCCUUUGUCGAUGACAUCGACUUCUGCAACGUGGAUCGUCAGGGCAGCGCCUACGAGCGUUACAAGCGCCGCAUUCUGCGCGAAGUCGAAGGACUCGACUCCGAGGACUCGGAGGAUUCGGACGAGUCUGAGCCGUGCUUUGAGAGUGCCAGUGAACAUGGCAACAUUAGCGAUUGAAUUGAUCAUCAAGCAACUAAACAAAUAAUAAUCAUAUACCGUGUAUUACAAUCUAUUAUUUUUAUUUACUGCACCGAGCGGCAAAGCAAAUUGUUUUUGUAUUCGAAUAUUUAGUCUUUAGUUCGUAGAAGAAGCACUUUAAAGCAUUCACUUAUUUAUCUAGAUCUAGAUCAAAUUCUUUGAAUUGAAUAAAAUGUAUAACAUUUAAUUGACCAACUUCAA
Drosophila grimshawi is the source of this 1452-nucleotide messenger RNA. It is a transcript of the gene fs(2)ltoPP43, whose product is annotated as probable RNA polymerase II nuclear localization protein SLC7A6OS. The transcript has 4 exons. Gene Ontology annotation, biological process: developmental process. The record is from RefSeq and is a predicted model, not a curated record. NCBI's taxonomy places the organism in Eukaryota, Metazoa, Arthropoda, Insecta, Diptera, Drosophilidae. The coding region runs from base 112 to 1230 and encodes 372 amino acids.